AUGCAGAUGCAGCUCGAAGCAAGUGCGGAUACGUCAGCGGAGGAGGAGAGCUUCGGGCCACAGCUCAUCUCUCGGUUAGAGCAAUGUGGUAUAAAUGCAAAUGAUGUGAAGAAAUUGGAAGAAGCUGGAUUCCACACGGUUGAGGCUGUUGCUUAUGCACCAAAGAAGGAGCUACUAAAUAUCAAAGGCAUCAGCGAAGCCAAAGCUGACAAAAUCUUGGCUGAAGCAGCUAAACUGGUUCCAAUGGGUUUCACUACAGCAACGGAAUUCCACCAGCGAAGGUCAGAGAUCAUCCAGAUCACCACUGGCUCCAAAGAACUUGAUAAACUACUUCAAGGAGGAAUAGAAACAGGGUCCAUAACAGAGUUAUUUGGGGAGUUUCGUACGGGAAAAACCCAGCUGUGUCAUACCCUGGCGGUAACCUGUCAACUUCCCAUUGACCGGGGUGGUGGCGAAGGCAAAGCCAUGUACAUUGACACAGAAGGGACCUUCCGUCCAGAACGUCUGCUUGCCGUGGCUGAGAGGUAUGGCUUGUCUGGCAGCGAUGUCCUGGAUAACGUGGCGUAUGCUCGAGGUUUUAACACAGAUCAUCAGACCCAGCUCCUCUAUCAGGCAUCUGCUAUGAUGGCCGAAUCGCGAUACGCGCUGCUGAUCGUGGACAGUGCCACGGCCCUUUAUCGGACGGAUUAUUCGGGACGGGGUGAGCUGUCAGCUCGGCAGAUGCAUCUGGCCAGAUUUCUGCGUAUGCUGCUUCGACUGGCAGAUGAGUUUGGCGUGGCGGUUGUGAUCACCAACCAAGUAGUAGCCCAAGUGGAUGGAGCGGCCAUGUUUGCUGCAGAUCCCAAAAAACCCAUUGGGGGAAACAUCAUAGCACAUGCUUCCACCACGAGACUGUACCUGCGGAAAGGCAGGGGUGAGACCAGAAUAUGUAAAAUCUACGACUCCCCUUGCCUUCCGGAGGCUGAAGCAAUGUUUGCCAUUAACGCCGAUGGAGUGGGAGACGCUAAAGACUGA
Messenger RNA from Pterocles gutturalis (yellow-throated sandgrouse), 1014 nucleotides. RefSeq names its product RAD51 recombinase (gene RAD51). NCBI's taxonomy places the organism in Eukaryota, Metazoa, Chordata, Aves, Pterocliformes, Pteroclidae. Gene Ontology annotation, biological process: reciprocal meiotic recombination; chromosome organization involved in meiotic cell cycle; mitotic recombination-dependent replication fork processing. Gene Ontology annotation, cellular component: condensed nuclear chromosome. The coding region runs from base 1 to 1014 and encodes 337 amino acids. Gene Ontology annotation, molecular function: ATP-dependent DNA damage sensor activity; DNA strand exchange activity; single-stranded DNA binding. The record is from RefSeq and is a predicted model, not a curated record. The transcript has 9 exons.